Messenger RNA from Thalassophryne amazonica, 1144 nucleotides. RefSeq names its product chromatin accessibility complex subunit 1 (gene chrac1). Bases 63 to 419 code for a protein of 118 amino acids. Gene Ontology annotation, molecular function: protein heterodimerization activity. Lineage: Eukaryota; Metazoa; Chordata; Actinopteri; Batrachoidiformes; Batrachoididae. The record is from RefSeq and is a predicted model, not a curated record. Gene Ontology annotation, cellular component: CHRAC; nucleus. The transcript is spliced from 3 exons.
GGCAGCAGCUCUGGCUCGAGCGUUCUCCCUCCUCCUUUGCAUGGUGCCGCGUCUUUAGGAAGAUGUCUGGAAAUAAUCCCGACAAAGACGACUCACCUCAAAGUAACAGUAAAAGUAUUUCACUCCCGCUUUCACGGGUGAAACUGAUCAUGAAGAGCUCCCCUGACGUUUCCAGUAUAAACCAGGACGCUUUGUUCCUCACCACAAAGGCUACGGAGCUGUUUGUCCAGCACUUGGCUCUGUCCUCCUUUAAUAACGGCGGCGGUAAGGAAGCCAACAGUCUGUCCUACAGCGACCUAGCUAACACCGCAGAGGAAACGGACACUUUUCACUUCCUUACAGAUAUCCUUCCAAAGAAGAUCUUGGCUCGAGAUUACCUCAAGUCUUUGGAGAAAAUGCAAAAAGAGGCUGACGAUUAAAAAAUACAUAGAAAAAAGGCACUGGCGGCAUUUCACAUAUUUUCAACUCUAAGCUGGACAGAUGUCAAAUGUCCUGCUGUCCUCUAAGAGCAGAGUGACCAGUGGAAGAGACACCUUCAACAAACUGAGAAGAGUUUAGCUCUAGAGGUCAAAGAACAAGUGAACAUAGAACUGAAAGUUCCUACAGAUUUUUUGUUUUUUGAAUGACCAUUGCUUGGCUUUUGCAGCAUAGUUUCACUGCUCUUUCAAUACCACAAAACUAAAUUUAUAAGAAUGACCAUAGAAAAGUGAAUGGAUAAAUCAUAAUGUGAACAUCCUGAGUUUUAACUGCAGACUAUCAUCACUAUCACUCUGGUGUUUCAUACUCUAAACAGCAGUGUGUAUAUGUUCAUUCCAUUUAACACAGACAUCACAUUCGACAAACAUUCGCUACAUCUGGAGCACAAAUGUCUGCAUCAGAAUAAUUACUGCCCCAGAUUUUUUUUUUCUUGCCAUGCCUAAGUUGUGAUUAGAUUAUGUUGAAAGUUUGAUGUGCAUAUACUUUUUUUGUUUGAUUUGAUUUUUCUUGCAACUUAACAUGCUGUUUUCCAAAUUAAAUGUCACACUUGGCCUAGCAGAUCUGAAUAUUUAAAUUGUGUGUACCAUGUGACUAUCUUAUAAGGGCAUCACUCUGAAAUAUUUGUUUUUGUUUACAUUUGUAUUAAAGCGUUAUCCUGUCUGAUUAA